This is a messenger RNA of [Candida] anglica, 498 nucleotides long. The record is from the annotation of a GenBank genome assembly. Lineage: Eukaryota; Fungi; Ascomycota; Pichiomycetes; Serinales; Debaryomycetaceae.
AUAUACUUUGAUAUAUAUAUAAACUGAAAAAUGGCUGAUUGGAGAAGAAUUGAUAUAGAUGCAUUGGAACCGGAAAAAUUCUUAACAAAGGAAGACCUUAUUCCUGAUUUGCCUCCAGUUUCUCAUGCGGAAAUAGUGGAAGUAUCCAAACAAUGUCGUAGUGCUUUAUCACUGGGACAAUUCCUCGUAGCACUCACCACUGCCUUGGAUACACCUCCAUACGUUGCAGACGAGGCCACCAAGUCAUUGCAUGCUGAAACUGUUUUCGAAGUUUUAUGUUCCAUCAAAAAUAAUCACAGUGCUAAUGAUUUAUCUGGAUUUAUUAAGCAAUUGAAUGGAACUCAACAAGAUAAUUUGGUCAAGUAUUUAUACAAGAGUAUGGGUACUAGUUAUGGUACCAAACAAGGUGGGUUAUUGUUGAGUUGGUUUGAAAAGACUGUGGAGAUUACUGGUUUAGGACCCAUUGUUCGUUUCAUGACUGAUAGAAGAACUGUAUAA